AUGGAUGAAAACAACUUCAUUGAGCCUCUUACAGAAACCGAAACCGAAGACGACGUCAGCAAUGCCGAGAUGCCCGUUGGGGCACGCGAGAUCACCUCGGACUAUGACCCAAGCGACACGGAUACCAGACGCUACCAUGCCUUCCGGUCGGGGAGAUAUUGCAUCCCCAAUGAUGAGGGUGAGGAAAUUAGGGAGAAAGUCCAGCAUGAUAUGAUGAAGGAGCUGCUGGACGGCAGGCUGUUUCUUGCGCCGAUUGGUGACAACCCUCAGAAAAUCAUUGAUCUAGGGACUGGAUUCGGCCAGUGGACUAUUGAGGUUGGCGAGCUUUUCCCCGGCGCCCAUGUGACGGGUAUUGAUCUGUCACCUGUGCAGCCCAGAUGGGUGCCACCAAACGUGCACUUUGUUAUCGAUGAUAUCGAGGAUGAUUGGGUGCACGACAAUGACUAUGACUUUGCACACAUCCGGUUUGUGAACACGGUCCUCAAAGAUAAUGAGACUCUGCUACGCAACGUUCUACAAAAUCUCAGACCUGGUGGCUGGAUCGAAAUCCAGGAUAUCGUCCCGCGAGUGUUGUCAGAUGAUGGAACCGUGACUCCGGAGCACGGAGUCACCAAAUUCUACAGUCUACUGGACCCUAUACUACGAGAGCACUAUGGAUACAACAUCUUCAUUGUGGAGCAAAUCCCCGACAUGCUGCGCAAUCUGGGCUUUGUCAAUGUACAACAGAGGGUGUAUCGCGUUCCGCUGGGCGAAUGGGCCAGGGACAGGAGGCUACGCAUCAUCGGAGGAUUCCUCCGCGAGAUCUUGCUUGAAUUCUUCAACACAAUGGUGUCUCGGCCGAUGGUCGAAUCCGGUACCCCUAGGCCUGAUGUCGAGGAGGCCUUGAGGCAGGCAACGAUCGAUGCUCACAAUAAGAGGAUUCAUGCAUAUAUGACAAUCCAUUUCAUAUUUGCUCAGAAACCGGAGAUUUGA
This is a messenger RNA of Thermochaetoides thermophila DSM 1495, 972 nucleotides long. RefSeq lists its product as uncharacterized. Gene Ontology annotation, molecular function: methyltransferase activity. Bases 1 to 972 code for a protein of 323 amino acids. The record is from RefSeq and is a predicted model, not a curated record. NCBI's taxonomy places the organism in Eukaryota, Fungi, Ascomycota, Sordariomycetes, Sordariales, Chaetomiaceae. The transcript is spliced from 4 exons.